UAUCAUUAAUAAUAGAAUUUUCAUUUAAAUUUUAACAAUGUUAAAAUUGAUAUUAUUAUUUUUCUUUUCCAUUGUUCAUUCUCAAAAUGUUCCUCUUGCAUUAUCAUGGGACAUAUUACAGUCUUGUUUGUCGUGUUUGAAAACAGAAGAGAAUCUAUUCUUGAUACGAGGUGGGGACGAAAUUUGUGUACCGUGCCAUAAGUUUCCAAAUAAAGAUGAUGAAGAAUUUAUUGCUUUACAUUUUGUCGCCUUCCCGGAGUUUUGCUAGUGCAGAUUCCUAAUAACUUCAUUUCAUGGACGUGAUGUGGGAUGUGGAAAUUUUGGAGAACUGCCCGUGCAUCUUUUAAAUGCAUGGAUGGACGAUUCUUCAUUGAAUAUUUCCCAGUUCGUGUUCAAUUGGCCCUUUCUGCAACAAUCCUUGCUUGAAAUUCCAACAACGACUCCAUUAACCCCCGAACAGUCAACAAUCAUGACGACGACAAUUCCUUCAUCAGCAGAGAUUCCCUCCUCGGAACAGACAACGACCAUUUCUUUUUCAGAAACGACCCCAAUGUCGCCAACGACCUCCCCCAUCAGUCCGGUUUAUGAAGUCAGCGAUGACGAGACAGUUAAUCAAGCGACGACUCACUCGUCUCCCUUCGUCACGGAAAACACAGAGCCGGACACCGCGAGGACGACAGGAAAGGAGUGGACGGAACAAGUGGGAGCGUCCUGGUGGGUGUGGUGUAGUAUCGGUUAUGUGGCAGGAAUGCUGACAUGGGUUGUCAUCUGGGUGCUCGUCAUAAUGAGUAGUUGGAAACAAAUAUUAGCCAUGUAAACAUAUUAUUAAUUUUGAAGUGAAUAC
Messenger RNA from Folsomia candida, 844 nucleotides. RefSeq lists its product as uncharacterized. The record is from RefSeq and is a predicted model, not a curated record. The transcript is spliced from 3 exons. NCBI's taxonomy places the organism in Eukaryota, Metazoa, Arthropoda, Collembola, Entomobryomorpha, Isotomidae. Bases 356 to 817 code for a protein of 153 amino acids.